Messenger RNA from Cladocopium goreaui, 516 nucleotides. The record is from the annotation of a GenBank genome assembly. Lineage: Eukaryota; Dinophyceae; Suessiales; Symbiodiniaceae.
GUUGGGAUGCUUAUUGGGCUCUACUCCCUCUGCGAGGUCAUCUUCUCCCCAUUGUGGGGCACCUUUGCAGAUAAGGUCGGCCGCAAGCCGGCAUUGUUGAUUGGCCUCGGUGGAUCCUGCAUUGCCCCAGUGAUGUUUGGUUUGGGGACUUCAUUGCCAACCAUCUUUGCAGCCAGGGCGUUGGAUGGCUUCUUCUGUGGAAACAUAGGAGUCACUCGAACCUACCUGGGUGAGAUCGUUGACGAGAGCAAUGAGGCGAAGGGUUUCAGCUUCUUGGCACUGUGCUUCUCGGCGGGGCUUUUUGUGGGGCCCAUCCUGGGAGGUGAGUUGCUUGGCGCGGCCAAUUGGGCGCCUUGGGCGCCUUGGGGAUGGGAUGGAUGGAUGAUGGUUGAUUGGAUUUUGAAGGUUGAAAAGUGGAGCUGUGUGGCAGGGAGGAUAAAAGAGGUCAAGGGAUCGCUUUCGAUCAAGGCUCAAUACAUCACCAGCUCCUUCGGAGAAGAAAGGUUGGUUGUGUGA